CGUCAGUGUCAGUAUCAUCGAUAGUCGCCGCGAGUCGUGGAGCAUCCGGCUUGUGGGGGACCCCGUCGUCGUCGUCGUCGCCGCCGUCGCGUCUCUGGCCGUGUGUAUGUAUGUAUGUACAUGUGCGUGUGUGCGUGCGCGCGUGGCCAAGUGAGAUAAAUUAGGAUGCGGUAUCGCGCGAGGUUCCGGUGCUGCGUCCCGUGCCCGCGGCUUCGCGGUGACGUUGUCGUGGCCGCGGCCGCGUCCCGCUGAGAUAUGCUCGACGGCGAUCUUGGGCGAUCCGUCGUACAUUCCGAGUGACGUAUGUGUGCGCGUGUGUGCACGGGUUAACCUCAAGUACAACAACGAGGGUGUGAAGUAAAAAAAAGAAAAAAAAAAAGAAGAGGAGGAAAGAGAGGAAGAAGCCAGGAACCGGUGCAUGUGUGCGUGAGGGUGCGUGUGUGUGUGCGCGCGCGCUGGCAAAGAGAGAACGAGGAAGAGACAUUACGCACGCACGCACGCACGCACGUACGUACGUCCGUGCAUACGUCCGUUCGUCCGUCCGUCCGUCAAGAUGUCGUCGUCCGGACACAGCAGCCGCGCUCGCGCCGUCCACUCCGUCGGCUCGAUCUUCCAGAAGCUGCACGGCCGUUUCGCGGACGCGAUGACGCCGCCUAAGCUGUCGACCGACAAGCGUACCCUGGACAAGACCUGGAAGCUGAUGGACAAGGUGGUGAAGCUCUGCCAGCACCAGCGCAUGAACCUCAAGAACUCGCCGCCGUUCAUCCUCGACAUUCUGCCGGACACGUAUCAGCGGCUGCGGCUCAUCUACAGCAAGUACGAGGACCGGAUGCAGAUCCUGCACAGCAACGAGCACUUCUGUGUCUUCAUCAACAACCUCAUGCGGAAGUGCAAGCAGGCGAUCAAGCUGUUCAAGGAGGGCAAGGAGAAGAUGUUCGACGAGACGUCCCACUAUCGUCGUAACCUCACCAAGCUCAGCCUCGUCUUCAGCCACAUGCUGUCCGAGCUCAAGGCGAUAUUCCCCAACGGGGUGUUUGCCGGCGAUCAGUUUCGCAUCACCAAGGCGGACGCGGCCGAAUUUUGGAGGGAGCGCUUCGGGAACAGUACGUUAGUACCGUGGAAGGUAUUCAGACACGAGUUGAAUCAAGUGCAUCCCAUCAGUUCGGGACUGCAAGCAAUGGCACUGAAAUCCACGAUAGAUUUGACGUGCAACGAUUACAUCUCCAACUUUGAAUUCGACGUAUUUACAAGGUUGUUUCAACCGUGGUCGACUCUCCUACGCAACUGGAAGAUUCUGGCUGUGACGCACCCCGGCUACGUGGCUUUUCUUACAUACGACGAAGUGAAAGCACGUUUACAGAAAUAUUGUAUUACCAAGCCUGGGAGUUAUGUGUUUCGAUUAAGUUGCACGAGGCUGGGACAAUGGGCAAUCGGUUAUGUCACGUCUGACGGUGAUAUUCUUCAAACUAUACCGCACAAUAAGAGCCUGUGCCAGGCGUUGCUGGAUGGCUACCGGGAAGGCUUCUACUUAUAUCCUGACGGCCGAAAUAUCAAUCCGGACUUGACAUGGGCGGUGCAACCAACGCCGGAGGAGCACAUAAAAGUGACGGCGGAACAGUACGAGUUGUACUGCGAGAUGGGAAGCACAUUCCAGCUGUGUAAGAUCUGCGCCGAACACGAUAAGGACGUAAGGAUAGAACCGUGCGGACAUCUUCUCUGCACUCCAUGUCUUACAGCUUGGCAGGUAGAUUCUGAAGGACAGGGUUGUCCGUUUUGCCGAGCUGAGAUUAAGGGUACCGAGCAGAUCGUCGUAGAUCCGUUCGACCCGCGAAGAACGCAUCGACCUGGAGCGCACUCGGCGUCCGCCAGUAAUGCAUCGACUCCCACGCGGGAUCUCGACCCCGACACCGAGGACAUAAUGGAGCUGUGCAACGGGAACUGUGGGCUCAUCAUAUGCGACGAUUCGGACGAAGAGGAGGAUUCCAGUCCGACGAAUUCGCCGGUGCCGCCGCGGAGGAUCGUCCCGAGUCCACCGUUGCCGCCUAGAAGACCUUCGCCGUCGCCCACGCCGAACAAUCAUCUCAGGAACGGCCGUCACCUGACGGUGCCGAAGGAAAAUGCCCCGCCGCCGCCGUCAGCGGUCACGGUGAUAUUGAAUUACACCGACAACACUCAACAAAAUAACAAAGUAUUUGCAGUGAAUACGGAGGCGAGGUACGACAUGCUGCAUCGCGCUUCUUCGCCGUCGCUGGUGCCGCCGAUCCCGCCGAUACCGCCAUCGACAGCGGUGACGAGGACCCACGGAGCUCGUCGUCCUCACGGAAAUCACGUGAGUGGCACGCCACAGCGACAGCCGCAGCCACCGCCGACGUUGCCGGAGAAGGCGAGUCGCAUCAGCGCGACCAGUUCGACGACGACGACUACGACGACGAGUCAAGGUCCCAGUAAUAAUCCGGUGCCGCCAGUACCGCCGCCCUUAUCGGCGCCACGACCGCCAAAGGCCGGUGGGAAGGAGGCGGUUGGCAUUCGUCAAGAUCAUCAUUACGAGAACACAUUCGUCAUCUGCGGUCCAAGUCACCAGGUAGUGAAGAACCUGACGGCGAGCAGAGCCGCCGGAUUGAGGGCGCUGAUGAUGGCGAAGGAUGAUUCAGGCGGUGGCGGUGGUUGUGCCUCGAUGAUCAAGUCCCCGGAAUCGGCAGCGUACGAGAACGUCAAUGUCGAGCAUAUCACGAGACUGACGGCGCUCGGUUUCGCGCAGGACGCCGUGAUCAGGGCGCUCGGCAUCACUAGGAACGAUCUCGAGAUGGCAUGCGAUAUAUUGCACGAGUUUGCCACAAAGUCUUCCUGACCAGGGUCGGACACCGAGGUCUCAUGACCGGCCUUACCCGCCAGGCGAUACUUUUGACAGGGAACACGCGCAGGCUCGUACAAGUCCCAUCUCUGAUGCGUUCGCAGAUCACAAACAUCUCCGAUCACGAACAUCAUCGGGCGCUCUCGCUACGUCGACAAGACGAUGUGUCAUCGUUUUACGAUUUAAAACGAAUGAGAGAAACAUAGACACGGGCGGAGCACGAUGAGCGUUGAGAAUAUUACUGCGAGAAACAUCCGCCGAAUCAUCCUCGUCGUGGAUCUUCCACGAGCGGACGAAGCUCCAAAUGUUCUCGAGAUGCAAAAACCGUCGUUCGCGCGACAGAUGUAAAUAUAGGCGACGACCGACCAAAGGCGAUUUGCGGCUGCCGAAGUAUUCCUUCACGAUAGCCAUAUUUAGCGAGCAGUAGCAGUAGUAUAUCCUUACAUAUUUUCCUAAUCUGGUACCUCUCACUGACUCGUAGUCAUUACUAUAUUGCGUUCCUUGAUAUACUUAAGGAUAAGGAUUAAUUGUACAUUAAUUCGCAAAGAGAACUCGCUUAACGUAACGCACGUCGGAAAGCGCUCCUCGAAAAGGUGCUCUCGGUCGUUCGUUUUCCACAUUUUGUAUUAUAUAGCGUAUCUCACGAGAAGAAAAACAACGAACACGCGGUCUGAUAUCGCGUCGUUCCGACGUGUUUAGAAAUUACACCACUUACGAAGGCAAUAUGAUCCGUUUCACUUAACCAUUUAAGAUGCAUAUAUUUUACAUGGAGUUAUCGAUUCGCUAGACACUCCUUGCUCACGAGUAUAUACAUGUAUGAUGAUAGUACUGACCGAAAGUACAUUUAGAAAAAUGCCUGGCAUCUAAUUUUAUAAUCCCUAUUCUAUGCAUAUAUAUCGUUCUCAUCCAACUCUAGAAUAGUUAUCAUAUAUAUGUAUGUAUAUUGCUAUUUAAUGUACAUUAUGUAAUGUCUUACACAUUAGCAUUGCGUAGUUAAAGACAACACGCAAGAAGAGAUACCUCGGAGAGUAUAAAAGUGAGUAGCAAAAUAACGAUUUAGAUGUAUAAAAUUGUUGAUUUACACACUCCGAUGAUUUCUGAUCCUAAUUUCUCAGAAAGACUAUCUCCGAGACACGAUAGCCUAGGGCGCGCACCUCCCUAAGAUUUUGCACCUUCUAGAUCUGAGUCCUCGCGGCGUUUUUCUUUUUUCGGCUGGCACGUGACGACUUAUAAUAGAAAUCAGCCUAUUUUUUACCGAAUGUGAUACUUAUGUUUGCACGUAAGUACACACGGCUUUACAUCGCACAUAAGUAUUGACGUAGAGGAAAAGAUGAAAUCGUCGCACGUUUCACAUACGAAAAGCGGCGCAAAUAUCAAAAGUCUACAGGUUUACGAUAACUUUCGGUGCAAUGUGUGCGGAUCAGUGUUUGGAUGAGCGUGUGUACAUGAUUGUAACGAUAGAAUAUAAUCGAAGAUAAAGAUAGUACGUCGUGCAAAAUAACGACAAUUGAUAAUAACCAUCCAACUAACAAUGAGAGAAAGAGAGGCGCACUUGAUGAAUAAAAAAAAAAAAAUAAUAAAAAUUCAUUGUUCGUCAUGUUCGUCAUGCCGAGUCGAGAAUAGCAUACACGUAUGGGACAUAUACAUACAUACCACCGAAGCGUAUCAAUUCGCUUUACACUAAUUUAUGUUUUUUGCAAUAGAUGCUCAAUCAUAAUGCACCGAACCGUUUUGCCCUACGAAAGGACAGGCAGAUCUGGAAGUUGAUUACUACCUCGCGAUUACCAAAGGUAUACACGAUCUGUGAUCGCCCGAACAAUGUGUGUUUAAUUCGCUUUCAUGCGUUUUAAAUAUAUAACAUGCACAAAUGGGAUGAAUCAUCGUGUAACAUAAUUAAUAUAUUUAGAUAUGAUAUUUAGAUUUCUUGCUCCCGUUGAAUUUCUUUCUUUCCACGAAAGAGAAAAAAAGAUACGCGUUGACGGAACGGCGCGCUGUUAAAGCGAAAAACGAUCACAGUUUAUCCUAUGCAAAUUCGAGCAAAGAUCAUGUUUCGAGAGAAUCCGAAAUAGAUAUAGAGAUACCGAGAUAUCCCGAUUUUAUUCGCUGUCCUAUAUGCACCUAAUACGUCAAUCGCCACUCUUGAGAGAAUAUUUCAGCACCCUUUAUCUCCGAACUCGACGGAUCCGCGAAUUUAGCUGUCCUAUUUUUCUACAUUGUAUAUUCUGUCGCUGUGUAUUGUAUAACGAUCAAGAGCGUUCAAGGCACCUCUUUGCUCCGAGAACGUAAAGAAGGACGAUGUAUAAUUAGGUGCAAUACGCGCAGAAUAAUAUAAAUCGAUGAUGCGAUAAUCGAAGAUGAUACACGAAGAAUAUAGAGAUUGACACCUCCUUCAUUUUAAUUAUUCGCUGUACAAAUUAUUUUACAUACUUCUCGAAAUAAAAUAACAUGUCGUUUAUAAUAUCGCGCACGUUAUUUUAUUACACUUAUUGUAUCUCUAUCCAUUAAGGAUAAACCAUUUGAGAAAUAUACAUGCAUGAUAUAUUGAUUA
Molecule: messenger RNA, 5399 nt
Organism: Camponotus floridanus (Florida carpenter ant)
Lineage: Eukaryota; Metazoa; Arthropoda; Insecta; Hymenoptera; Formicidae
Gene: Cbl
Product: E3 ubiquitin-protein ligase CBL
Exons: 8
Coding region: 554-2848 (764 amino acids)
Biological process (GO): cell surface receptor signaling pathway; negative regulation of epidermal growth factor-activated receptor activity
Cellular component (GO): membrane raft; plasma membrane
Molecular function (GO): SH3 domain binding; calcium ion binding; receptor tyrosine kinase binding
Source: RefSeq, a predicted model, not a curated record